Poecilia reticulata (guppy) is the source of this 1116-nucleotide messenger RNA. RefSeq names its product RAB40B, member RAS oncogene family (gene rab40b). Gene Ontology annotation, biological process: intracellular signal transduction. The record is from RefSeq and is a predicted model, not a curated record. Lineage: Eukaryota; Metazoa; Chordata; Actinopteri; Cyprinodontiformes; Poeciliidae. Gene Ontology annotation, molecular function: GTPase activity; GTP binding.
CUGGGAGGCGAGGGUCCGCCAGCUGGUCCUCCUCUGCGAGCAAGUCGGGGACCCGAACAGAACCGAGCGCCGAGCUGUUCCAGCUGCAGACUGAGGGGGGCGUGGCGCGCAGGUAAACACUGAACGCGUAGACGACACGGGGACGCGCGUUUUUAUUUACUCCUCUUCCUCCGCGGGGAAGAGGAGGAAGAGAGCACAGCUCGUGAUGGGACACGAACCGCGAGGAUGAGCCACAGAACCAGAACCAGCCCGAUCCGAGCCUACGACUUCCUGCUGAAGUUCCUGCUGGUGGGAGACAGCGACGUGGGGAAGGGGGAGAUCCUGGAGAGCCUGCAGGACGGAGCGUCCGAGUCCCCGUACGGGUACAACCUGGGAAUCGACUACAAGACGACGACCAUCCUCCUGGACGGGAGGCGAGUCAAGCUGCAGCUCUGGGAUACAUCCGGACAGGGUCGGUUCUGCACCAUAUUCAGAUCCUACUCCAGAGGAGCGCAGGGAGUAAUCCUGGUGUAUGACAUCACCAACCGCUGGUCCUUUGACGGGAUCGACAGGUGGAUYAAAGAGAUCGACGAGCAUGCACCAGGAGUGCCCAAGAUCCUGGUCGGGAACCGCCUCCACCUCGCCUACAAGCGUCAGGUGACUACGGAGCAGGCGCAGGUGUACGCCGAGAAGCUGGGCGUCACUUUCUUUGAGGUGAGCCCGCUCUGCAACUUCAACAUCACUGAGUCGUUCACGGAGCUCGCCCGCAUCGUCCUCAUGAGGCACGGCAUGGAGCGCCUGUGGAGGCCCAACAAAGUGCUGAGUCUUCAGGACCUCUGCUGCCGCUCCAUUGUCUCCUGCACCCCUGUCCACCUGGUGGACAAGCUGCCCCUGCCCCACACCCUCAAGUCCCACCUCAAGUCCUUUUCCAUGGCCAACGGUCUCAACGCUCGCAUGAUGCACGGACGCUCCUACUCCGUCACCGCCGCYGCCACGGCCGCUCACCACAGCGCUGCCAAGAGGAGUGGAGGGACGCUUCUUAAAAAGCCAAAACUGAUCCGACCACCGCCGCUCAGUGAGAGUUCUGGACAGGUGAGUGAGGUUCAGGUGAGGAGGUCCAAAGAAGACUGGAAGUGA